Vanessa atalanta (red admiral) is the source of this 2658-nucleotide messenger RNA. RefSeq names its product polyribonucleotide nucleotidyltransferase 1, mitochondrial (gene PNPase). Gene Ontology annotation, cellular component: mitochondrion; cytosol. Lineage: Eukaryota; Metazoa; Arthropoda; Insecta; Lepidoptera; Nymphalidae. Gene Ontology annotation, biological process: mitochondrial RNA 3'-end processing; mitochondrial mRNA catabolic process. The coding region runs from base 100 to 2343 and encodes 747 amino acids. The record is from RefSeq and is a predicted model, not a curated record. Gene Ontology annotation, molecular function: 3'-5'-RNA exonuclease activity; RNA binding; polyribonucleotide nucleotidyltransferase activity. The transcript has 14 exons.
GUGAAUCCCUCAAUAAAUAUUUUAUUUUUUUUAUAAAUUGUACAUACAAUAAAUAUUUAAUCGUUCAUCGUUACUGAAAUAUUUCAAACAAACAUUGCUAUGUUGCCAAAAAACCGUGCUGUUUUAUCAAGAUUUAAAAAUAGGAGUAAAUACUAUUAUAAAUAUCUUUCAUCUCAAUCAAGUGUAGGUGAAAUCGAUGUUCCUUUUUCAAAUGGAAUAUCUCUUAAGCUAUCUACUGGAAAAUAUGCUCGGUUUGCGGACGGAGCUUGUGUGGCCACACUCGGUAACACCAGUGUACUCUCCACAGUUGUAUCAAAAGCUAAGCAAAGUUCGAGUUCUUUCCUCCCCCUGGUCGUAGAUUAUAGGCAGAAGGCAGCAGCUGCUGGCAGAAUACCAACAAACUUUCUAAGAAAAGAAUUAGGACCGACGGAACGUGAAAUCUUAACAUCAAGACUAAUAGAUAGAUCACUGCGACCAUUAUUUCCACAAAAUUAUUUCUUUGAUACACAAAUAGUGUGCAACAUGCUAGCUGUCGAUGGAACCAAUCUGCCUGAAACUGUUGCUAUAAACGCAGCUAGUGCUGCAUUAGCUCUGUCAGAUGUUCCAUGGAAUGGUCCCGUCGGGGCUGUGAGACUCGGUCAAAUAGAAAAUGAGCUUAUUGUGAACCCAACUCGAAGAGACCUGGAAAAGUCUUCAUUAAAUCUAGUGGUUGCAGCAACAACCGGCAAUCUAGUGGUGAUGUUGGAAGGUCACGCUAAUAUUAUCCUGCAACAAGACCUGCUCAAGGCCAUCAAACUAGGUACCAAAGAAGCGCAGGCCAUUGUAAGAAGUAUAGAGAAGUUACAGAAAACUUAUGGUAAAGUGAAAAGGGAAUACGAAACUCAACCACCAUUAGACCAGAGUAUUGUUGAAUCUGUUAAAACAUUGUCUUCUAUGAAGAUUAGAGAAAUAUUAAGUGACUUCAGUCAUGAUAAGACAUCACGUGACAAUGCGGUAUCAGAGCUCCGACAGACGGUGCUCAACCAGCUAAGGGAUACGGAAGUGGACGUGACUUUGCUCCAGGAAUGUUUCAACUCGAACCUAAAGCAGAUUUUCAGGGACAUGAUAUUUGAAACCGACGUCCGGUGUGAUGGACGAGGAUUGGACGAUCUUAGGAAUAUCACGUGUGAGGUGGGCCUGUACGAGCCGCUGCACGGCAGCGCAGUCUUCCAGCGCGGACAGACUCAGGUCCUGUGUACGGUGGCCUUCGACUCGCCCGAGAGCGCUCUCAAAAUGGAUACACUUACUAUGAUCACAAGUGGGCUCAAGGAAAAGAACUUCUUCCUUCACUACGAGUUCCCGUCGUACGCGACGGGCGAGGUGGGGCGCACGGGGGGGCCGGGGCGGCGGGAGGCGGGGCACGGCGCGCUGGCCGAGCGGGGGCUGCUGCCCGUCGUGCCCCAGCAGAACUGCACCGUCAGGCUCACCGCCGAGGUGCUGGAGAGCAAUGGCUCGAGCUCCAUGGCGUCGGUGUGCGCGGGCGCGCUGGCGCUGCUGGACGCGGGCGUGGCGCUGGCGGCGCCGGCGGCCGGCGUGGCCGUGGGGCUCGUGUCGCGCGCCCAGGGCGGCGCCCUGCACGACUACCGCAUACUCACCGAUCUGCUGGGUAUAGAAGACUAUAUGGGCGACAUGGACUUUAAAGUAGCGGGUACAAAGAAAGGCAUCACCGCAUUACAAGCUGACGUCAAACUGCCGGGACUUCCCCUUAAAAUAGUCAUGGAAUCCGUCCAAAAGGCGUGCGACGCUAAGAGCAAGGUCAUUGAUAUUAUGAAUCAGUGUAUCGACAAGCCGAGGCAAGACCGCAAAGACACUCUGCCGGUGAUGGAGGAGAUGGAGGUCGAAGUCCACAAGCGAGCCAAGCUGCUCGGCGUCGGCGGCAGCAAUCUGAAGAAGCUGUACCUGGAGACCGGAGUGCAGGUCACGGCCAUCGACGACACGCGCUACAGCGUGUUCGCGCCGUCGCCCGCCGCGCUGGACGAGGCGCGCGCCCGUCUGCAGCGCGCGCUCGCCGCCGACCGCGCGCCCGACCUCGAGUUCGGCGCCGUCUACAGCGCCAAGGUGGUCGAGGUGCGCGACAUCGGCGUGCUGGUGACGCUGUACUCGGGGAUGUCCCCGGCGCUCGUUCACAACACGCAACUUGAUCACAGAAAGAUAAUGCACCCCUCGGUGUUAGGUCUAGACGUAGGAUCGGAGAUUCAAGUGAAGUACUUCGGUCGGGACCCGGUGUCGGGUCAGCUGCGUCUCUCGCGAAAAGUCCUCUCGUCUCCUCCGCCGGGAAUCGUCAGGAAACUAGACAAGAGCUAAAAACUGAUAUAGUAAAAUAUGAGAGACUGAAAAUAAUUUACGAUUAUCAAGUGUUAGAGUUAUUAAGUUAGAGGAUUAGUGUCACGCUUUGAUUUUAAUAUUGUCUGAUGGAUGUCAGUGUGAUAUUAUACCGAACUCGAGAGGAUUCGAGUUUCUUUGAAAAUAUAACCUUAUUAAUAAGGUUAAUUGUAAAUUGCCAUUGAUAUAUUGUCUUUAGAGUGUGUAUGUAAAUUGAAUAUUUACUGUAAAUGCGUAAAUUUUGGUUACAAUUUAUUGUAAGCAUAUUUAAAUUUUAAUAAAGUUUAAAUAGUUAAA